GUCACUCCAAAAGGCAUCGUGGAGACAGUUUUUUUUCCUCCUGCAAUUCAGCCUGCCAGCUCCUUCGCAUCUGUCGGGUUUUGCUGCUAUGGUCUAAAUCCAGGACACCUCUUUUCUCUUUUUGCUUGGAGGAGAGACAAGGCUCCACUGACUCUCUUCUAGCCACGCAUCGGUGCCUGCCCCUUUCUCAGGAAAGGAAGAAUGCGGCGCCAGCUACAGACACUUUUCCAAAGGAAGUUUAAAAUUGGCCUCUUCUUUCUCCUGCUCUUGGCCUUCCUGAUACACCUGGCAAUGGAUUUGGCUCUCCCUUCCACUCGCAGGUCCUGCAGCUGUGAUCCAAAAGCAGCAAAAGCCUUGGGCCUCCCAGCAGGUAGCCCGUUGGUGGCCGGCCCCAAAAAGCUGAGCCUGCGAAUCCUUCAGGAUUUCAGUGGCAGCAACGGCUCCCUGGAGAAAAGCUCCCACCCACAGGGAGUGGGGCUGCAAGUAAAGGACAGAGACUGGGGGAUCCAGCACCAGCACGGAGAUGUGAAUCCAGGGAGGACCAAGAGAUCAAAACUGGCCGCACUCUUUGAGCAUCCUCUUUAUAAGAUCCCAAUCCCAGAGGUCACAGACAGAGACAAGCUGUUUGUCGUCAACCCCAUGGAGAAGUUCAGCCUGAGAAGCAGUGGGAGUGAUGAAUGGGUCAGCAACAGUAAAGCCGAGAUGGUCCUUCCGACAGGGAAGACGGCCUACGACACCUACCCCACCUGGCUCAAAUUCCAUGUCGGCAUCAACCGCUACGAGCUGUAUCCCCGCCAGGACCCCCUGACGCCUGCCCUCAUUGAGGAUCUGGCCACACUGAAGAUCGUCAGCUCGGUCCAGAAGUCUGGCGGGACGCAGCUCAAACUCAUCAUGACGUUCCCGAAUUACGGGCAGGCCCUCUUCAAGCCCAUGAAGCAGACUCGGGACCAGGAGACCCCCGUUGACUUCUUCUACUUCUCGGACUUUGAGCGGCACAAUGCAGAGAUAGCAGCCUUUCACCUGGACAGGAUCCUGGAUUUCCGGAGAAUCCCACCUGUUUCUGGCCGUUUGGUGAAUAUAACGCAGGAGAUUCGUGACAUCACGACUGACAAGAAACUGGCCAAGACUUUCUUCAUUUCCCCAGCUGGCAACGUCUGCUUCUAUGGCGAGUGCUCCUACUACUGCUCCACGGAGCAUGCUGUGUGUGGCAAGCCGGACCAGCUGGAGGGCUCCAUGGCAGCCCUGCUGCCCGACAAGUCCCUGGCCAAACGCCGCUCCUGGCGCAGCCCCUGGCGACGCUCCUACCAUAAGAGCAAGAAGGCCGAGUGGGAGCUGAACCCCAACUACUGUGCUCAGGUGAGAGAGACACCUCCAUACAACAGAGGACAUCGCCUCCUUGACCUUAUUGACAUGACUGUGCUUGACUUCCUUAUGGGCAACAUGGACCGGCACCACUACGAGACCUUUGAGAAAUUUGGGAACGACACUUUCCUGCUUCACCUGGACAACGGCCGAGGGUAA
This is a messenger RNA of Struthio camelus australis, 1521 nucleotides long. NCBI's taxonomy places the organism in Eukaryota, Metazoa, Chordata, Aves, Struthioniformes, Struthionidae. The record is from RefSeq and is a predicted model, not a curated record.